AUGGCCGAGCAGCAGCAAGUCAAGCCCUUAGUCCCGGCAGCCUUCAGAGACGAGGAAGAAGCCUUGUCUACGCAAUUGAAUCUGAGAAAGAGAAGAUAUGUGCAGUGCUGCGGUUGCAUCUCCGCGCUUUCCUUAAUCCUAGCGGUUGUAGUUCUCGUGCUGUUUUUCACUCUUUUUCGCAUACACGAUCCCAAGAUCAAGAUCAACUCUGUAACCAUCCAGCGCCUGGAGCUUAUAAACGGAAGUCUCAGGAAUGAUGUGAAUGUUACACUUUUAGCCGAUGUUUCAGUGACGAACCCCAAUGUGGCAACCUUCAAAUUCAGUAACAGCACAACGCUGAUUUACUAUGGUGGGAGGGUGAUCGGUGAGGCCAUCCAUCUCCAAGGGCAGGCCAAGGCACGGCGUACACUGCUGAGGAAUGUGACGGUGGAAUUAGAUCCUGAGAAAAUUGAGGCCGUUCCAAGCUUUAGGAGCGAUCUUAAUUCAGGGGCGUUCAGCAUAAGCAGUUACAGUACAAUUUCGGGUCGAGUUAAAAUACUUAAAAUUGUAAAGAAACGCGUUGUGGUUAGAUUAAAUUGUACCACGACUUAUAGAAUCUCGGGAAGACAGUUCGUCGGAGAAAGUUGCAGGCCUGAACUAGAUUUCUAG
Gossypium raimondii (Peruvian cotton) is the source of this 648-nucleotide messenger RNA. RefSeq lists its product as uncharacterized. The coding region runs from base 1 to 648 and encodes 215 amino acids. Gene Ontology annotation, cellular component: plasma membrane. Lineage: Eukaryota; Viridiplantae; Streptophyta; Magnoliopsida; Malvales; Malvaceae. The record is from RefSeq and is a predicted model, not a curated record. The transcript has a single exon.